Messenger RNA from Lycium barbarum (goji berry), 2071 nucleotides. Its product is annotated as protein trichome birefringence-like 34. The transcript has 5 exons. Gene Ontology annotation, molecular function: O-acetyltransferase activity. The record is from RefSeq and is a predicted model, not a curated record. NCBI's taxonomy places the organism in Eukaryota, Viridiplantae, Streptophyta, Magnoliopsida, Solanales, Solanaceae. Gene Ontology annotation, cellular component: Golgi apparatus. Bases 775 to 1638 code for a protein of 287 amino acids.
ACAUUCUCUCCAUCUCAAUUUAUGUGAUAUAGGUUGAUUAGACACGAAAUUUAAGAUAAAAAAAAUAUUGUAGUUUGACUACUCUCUCCAUCCCAAUUUGUAUAAAUCAUUUCAUUAAUAGUAAAAAGGAAAAAUUUAAAUUAAAGAAUUUCUAAAUUUAAAAAAUACAUCAUUCUUUUUUAGACGAAUUAAAAAGAAAAGUGUAUAACAUUGAGUAAUAAAUUUACACGGAGAGAUACUUUCGCUUUCAAUAAAGUUCAAAAGCACUUGCCCCUCCUCGAUCUCGCUCAUGCUUACACCACAGUUUAAAAACAACUAACUAAUUCUUUUCUUCGUUGAUUGAUAUUUCAAAUUAAAGUAUUAAAAUAAUACUCCUAAUUUAUCUUCAUUUAAUAACAAGUUAGUAUCAUAUUAAACUCUAAAAAUGGAAUGGUUCCUGAAUUUAAAUUUUUAAGUUUGUGAGAAUAAAGAAAAGGUAUCAAAUAUUUUAGGCUGGUGGAAAGAGGAUGUCGAAUAAAUUGGGAAUGAUAAAGCAAUAUUAGUAAGGAAUUUGUUAUUGCUGCAGAGACAAAAGGCACCUGGUCCCAAAUCAGUCCCAAAUUUGGGUUGUUGCACUUGGGGGUCAAAAUAAUCAGCCUAGUUGGUUGCUUCUUUGACAAGCUCCCCAUUUUCAUCUCACACCACUACUUCCAUUUCCCACCAAUUCCAAAGAGGAAACCCACCGCAAAAAAAGAAAGCAAAAGCCUGAAAAAGCAUAGGAAACCAAUUAAGGGAAUGGGUAUUCAGCUAAGUUUUCAGUUAUUGAUAGCAAUUAUUACUGCUGUUCUAGUCAUUACAGCUUUGUCUAUGUCUAGAGGGAUUAGGGAAGCUCCAAAGUUAAUUGAGAAGGAGACCAAGAAAAGCUCAUUAUCUAGCUGCAAUUUCUAUUCUGGGAAAUGGGUAUUUGAUAACCAAUCUAUCCCUCUUUAUAAUGGGACAAAGUGUUCUUUCAUGGAUGAUGGAAUGGCUUGUGAGAAGUAUGGUAGAAAGAAUCUUGAUUAUCUUUAUUGGAAAUGGCAACCCAAUGAUUGUGACCUUCCAAGAUUUAAUGCCACGGCGAUGUUGGAGAAGUUGAGGAACAGACGGGUUGUUUAUGUGGGAGAUUCACUCAACAGGAAUCAAUGGGUUUCAAUGGUCUGCAUAUUAGAGUCACAAAUACCUAAUCGUCUCAAGUAUGUUCACUAUAAUGGCUCUUUGGUCACCUUUAAAGCUAUUGAAUACAAUGCUACUAUUGAUUUCUAUUGGGCACCAUUGUUAGUUGAAUCAAAUUGCGACGAUCCAUCGUAUCAUCGUGUGGACGAGCGCAUAGUGAGAGUCAAUUCUAUAGAGAAGCAUGCCAGAAUUUGGAAAGAUGCUGAUGUGCUUCUCUUUAAUUCUUAUCUAUGGUGGAGAUUGAAUUUGAAGGUUCUGUGGGGAUCUUUUGAUAGUGCAAAUGCAAAGUAUGAACAUUUGGGGAUGUUGCGUACAUACGAAUUGGGGCUACAGACAUGGGCAGAUUGGUUGGAAACUCAUGUUAACCGCACCAAGACUAAAGUUUUCUUUGUUAGCUUGUCACCCACUCACAGCAGAUGCUUGGCCAUUUCUGAACAACCUUUAUAACUUCAGUGCCCUCAACAACCCUUACUAGAAGAAAUUAUUAAUUGCAUCUUUGAUUGCCUCCUACAACAUGAAACCAAGGGUGGGAUGGCAAGUCCAAGAAAAUAAGUAUAAAUAAGUUGGAGCUGAUGUCAAGUUCCGUGUUGUAGUAAGUCUCCUGUGAUAUUAGAUCAUGUCAUGAUUCUUCUUUUAAAUUUGACUUUGGGGUUUGUACUUUGUAUAUAGCUAGUUCAUUUUUGACUUUCAAUUAGUUUAUGAGUUCACGCAUACUGACUGAGUCAUAGGAGUACUAAUUUAAUGAAGAAACAUAAAAUGGCAGGGGAGAAGAUUGGGGGAAGGCAAAUGGUCUGAAUUGCUACGACGAAGCAGAGCCAAAUUCUAAUGCAGCGUAUUGGGGAUCAGAUUCAGAUUCAGAAAUGAUGAAAUUGGUCCUUCU